Messenger RNA from Sebastes umbrosus (honeycomb rockfish), 1495 nucleotides. RefSeq names its product smoothelin a (gene smtna). Gene Ontology annotation, cellular component: filamentous actin; microtubule organizing center. Gene Ontology annotation, molecular function: protein binding. The record is from RefSeq and is a predicted model, not a curated record. Gene Ontology annotation, biological process: actin cytoskeleton organization. Lineage: Eukaryota; Metazoa; Chordata; Actinopteri; Perciformes; Sebastidae. The coding region runs from base 382 to 1104 and encodes 240 amino acids. The transcript has 8 exons.
CCUCACUUUUUCUCCCCCUUGUUAACUCUUUGUUUUCCAGCCUAAAGAGUUGCCUUCAGCAUCAUCCAAAUGAAGCGUAACCAAGUGAAGAUUGUGAUGAAGUUUCACAUGACAUCAUCCAGGAUGCAGUGACACAAGGAAGGAGAGACUCUGCUGAGGGUGACAGAGACUUCUCCUCUUCUUCCUCCUCCUCUUCCUCAAUCUUGGGUGGUUCAUGUAAGCAACCUCCACUCUGCUCUCCAAACAUCCAUCCUUAUGAAGCGCUGCGGUGUGAGGUGUGAGCUCUGCAGACCAGUCUAAAGGAGGAUCAAGGAGAGGCUAAAAACUUCUAAAGAAGACAAAAGUUUGCAUCUUGAAAACAGUAGAUUUCUCUCUUCAGACAUGGAGUCAAAAACCAGCGAAGAACUGGCUGCCAUUGAGGAUGAAGAGGUUCUCAACAAGAUGCUGGAUAAUGCAACAGAUUUUGAAGAGAGACGGAUGUUACGUGCUGCGCUGAGGGACCUGCUCAAGAAAAAGAGAGAUAAACGGGAGAAGGAUCGAGGGUCGAGGCAGCAGGACCUGAGACAGCAGGGCCUGAGCAAAGGAGGGACGACAGGCGGGGGGGCUGUUAGCGUAGGCAGAGCAUCCAUGAACCAGCAGCCACCGACAAACAAGAUGCCAGGCCAGCCCUCUCCAUCAGCAGGCAGCAAGGCCAGUCCCGCCGCAGCCUCAGCCCAGAACUGUCCUCCUGCUGCAGCACCCAACGUUAAAAAUGUCAAACAGAUGCUUCUGGACUGGUGCAGGGCCAAAACCGAGCCAUAUGAGGGGGUGACGAUCAAUAACUUCUCCUCAAGUUGGAAAGACGGCAUAGCCUUCUGCGCCUUGGUGCACCGCUUCUUCCCCGACGCGUUCGAGUACUCCAUCCUCAACCCCAACGAGCACAGGGAGAACUUCCAGCUGGCUUUCGACACCGCAGAGAGGCUGGCCGGCUGCCCCCCUCUGCUGGACGCUGACGACUUAGUCCGGAUGAAAGAGCCCGACUGGAAGUGUGUGUACACGUACAUCCAGGAGUUCUACCGCUGCCUGGUGGAGAAAGGCCUGGUCAAAACCAAAAAGCGACCAUAGAGUCUGACAGGUCUCAUGAUUGGCUAUGAUUUCAUUUUUUUUUUACAAUUAAUGCACACAUAAGAUUCAAAAAGAUAAUAUCAUGCACCUUUUUCAAUUGAAUGUUUACAUGCCUAAUGUGUGGUGUUUGUAUUGGUUUGUGCAUUAGCAGGGACUACUGGGUGUCUGUGCUCUCAGUGGACAGCUGUGCGCUUAGGAUCAGUACAUUCCACUGAGAUUACACAUCUGUAUUAAUCCCAGUCAGAGCCAUAGAGAAUCUGGGAACAAAUUGUGUGCUGUUGAGGGCCUGAGGGUGUGAGUACCACAGACACAUUUUAUAAAUAUCCAUUCCAUUAUUCAUGCUGUUGUUCUUUAACUAUAGCUGAUGGUUGAAUUAAAUGGUAAUGUCUUC